Molecule: messenger RNA, 2099 nt
Organism: Morus notabilis
Lineage: Eukaryota; Viridiplantae; Streptophyta; Magnoliopsida; Rosales; Moraceae
Product: L-type lectin-domain containing receptor kinase IX.1-like
Exons: 1
Coding region: 123-2003 (626 amino acids)
Biological process (GO): protein phosphorylation
Cellular component (GO): plasma membrane
Molecular function (GO): carbohydrate binding; ATP binding; protein kinase activity
Source: RefSeq, a predicted model, not a curated record
UCUACUACAACAACCAUUUCUUUUCACUCCAAAUAAUUAUUCUCCUCCUCUUAAUUGAUAUUGAUCUCCACGCAGAUGCAAUUUCCUUUAAACGCACCGACUUCAGAAAUUGGCCCGACAUCAUGUUCGACGGUGAUGCCAGUGCAAAUCCAGAUGGAGUUGGCCUCACGCUUAACUUGGAUAAAAUCAAGAGCGCCGGCAGAGCGGUAUUCGCUAAAGAGACAGGUUCCCCCGCGAACCUUAAAACCGGAAAUGGUCCGGUGGAAGACUUCGACACUAGCUUCUCUUUCACCAUCACUACAUUGUCAAAUGACUCUUAUCUUCGUGGAGACGGGUUUGCCUUCUUUCUAGCGAACACCGGUUCUCGUGUACCGCCGAGUUCUUGGGGUGGCUGUUUAGGGUUGAUUUCCAAUUGUGAGGAUACAGCGACAAGUGGCCUUGUUGCCGUGGAGUUCGACUCUUUCCAAAACGAUUUCGAUAGAACCUCCUGCCAUAUCGGAAUAAACGUAAACUCAAUUAUAUCGGUGAAGACCGUGACGUUGACGCGUGAAUGGACUCCUGUCUCCAGAGGUUUCGCGAGGAUUUGGUAUACUUCUCGGGCCAAAACCCUCUCUGUUAUGGUUGAUUACCAUAAUCAAACUUACAAGCUAUCUCAUCAUCCUCUAGAUCUAUCGAAAGUUUUGCCUAAAAGAAGUUUCGGCUUCUCAGCGUCGACUGGUCACUCCAUCUCGAUUCACCGUAUCCUUUCGUGGGAGUUUAACUCAACAGGCUUCUCAUUAAUCGCGGAAGAUGGUGCUGGACUCGAUAGAAAUCAAGUGGUGGCUUGUAUACUAGGUGGGCUGACUUUUCUAGUAUUUAUUGGUGUUGCUUUGUUCUAUGCCUUCCGUCGUAGAGACGGCAAUGCUUUUAUCUGUAAUGUCUUUCAGAAGAGAAAUGGAGAGACGGAGAGUACUACAGCUUUGGAUGAUGUGUCGAAUAUGGAUCGUGAAUUUGAGCAUGAUAUAGGGCCUAAGAAGUUCUCUUAUAAGGAAUUGGUUAAGGCCACAAAUAAGUUUGCGGAACAAGGUAUACUUGGUGGAGGAGGAUUUGGGGAAGUUUACAAAGGCUACUUGAGGCACUUGAAUCUAACUGUGGCAGUUAAAAGAGUUUCUAAACGGUCCAAACAAGGAAGAAAAGAGUAUAUGUCCGAGGUCAAAAUAAUUAGUAGACUCAGACACAAAAACUUGGUGCAACUAAUUGGUUGGUGUCAUGAUAACAAAGAGUUCCUUCUUAUCUAUGAGUUCCUCUCAAAUGGUAGCCUUGAUUCUCACUUGUUUGGAAGAGAAAGAAGCAUUCUUUCAUGGAAAGUGAGGCAUAAAAUAGUCCUUGGUCUUGCGUCUGCACUUCUCUACUUGCAUGAAGAAUCGGAACAAUGUGUUCUUCACCGUGAUAUCAAAUCGAGUAACAUAAUGUUGGAUUCAGAUUUCAAUGCCAAGCUCGGCGAUUUCGGCUUAGCAAGGCUAGUGGAUGAAGCCACUGGUUCGCGGACAACAGCGUUGGCAGGAACAUUGGGCUACAUGGCACCGGAGUACAUAAACACGAGCAAAGCGAGCAAGGCCUCUGACGUGUUCAGCUUCGGGGUGGUGGCGUUAGAAAUAGCAUGCGGAAGAAAAUCGAUAGAACAUGAUUCCGAGGAGGAGGAUAGGGUUUCUCUUGUUUCUUGGGUUUGGGACUUUUACGGAAGUGGAAGGCUUCUUGAUGUGGUUGAUGAGAGACUAUGCUUGGAAUUUGACGUGCGACAGAUGGAGUGUUUGCUGACCGUUGGAUUGUGGUGCGUUCAUCCGGAUCAUAAUCUAAGACCGUCCAUAAAGGAUGUCAUACAAGUUCUCAGUUUUGAAGCGCCAUUGCCAGAUCUUCCAAGAAACAUGCCUGUUCCCAACUAUCAUGUACCUGACUCUGAAAUACUUCAUUCCUCUACUAGUGCGGCCACCAUAACUGAUUCAUCAUUUUUCACAGGCCGUUAAGACAAGUACUACCUCCUUCGUCCUUUGUAGGCUGUAGCCUUAAAAUUUCUUUGUCGUUUUUCCUUUUUUUUUGGUUUAAUUUAUUGUACUUUAUCC